AUGUCUGACCAGCAAGCCACCGGACAGCAGGACGGUCUCGACAAGGGUGUUGAUGCCGCUCUCAAGAAGGCCGGCCACGGCCAGAACGCCUCCACCACCGAGAAGAUCUCUGACGGUGUCCGAUCUGUCUUCAAAAAGGCUACCGGCAAGGACGUCCCCAUCCAGGACAAGCAAUAA
This is a messenger RNA of Cryptococcus wingfieldii CBS 7118, 177 nucleotides long. RefSeq lists its product as hypothetical. The coding region runs from base 1 to 177 and encodes 58 amino acids. The transcript is spliced from 3 exons. NCBI's taxonomy places the organism in Eukaryota, Fungi, Basidiomycota, Tremellomycetes, Tremellales, Cryptococcaceae. The record is from RefSeq and is a predicted model, not a curated record.